ACCAGAAAUAGACCCUUGUGAGCUUAACUAUCAGUGUAAUGCAUUGCUUUUUUUCUCAAUUCCGCUGGCAACAAACCACAAACUGAGCUCUGACAUUGAGGUUUUUUUUAAGCUUAUUUCAACUCUCACACACAUAAGUAAUGAGGAGUUCAGGCUAGGAGUUUUGUGGUGAGGACCUUCUCUUCUUACCAGCUGCUUUCUGAAAUGAUUGGAGCAAUUGGUGGAUGGUUCCUUAGUCUUCCAUAGGUAGCCUACAAAUGAUUUGAAGUAUUGAUUCUUUCUGAGCCUCACCAGACCAUUUCUUGCAAAACUCAUUGCUGUUGGCUGGUGAAUAAGGCCACGUAGGAAACAUUGUAAUCACACCGGAGAGUUGGUGAGAAGCAAGUGCUCCACCGCGAUUCUUCUCCUGCACGAGGAAAAUGGGCUGUGAUCGGAACUGUGGGCUCAUCGCUGGAGCUGUCAUUGGUGCAGUCUUGGCUGUGUUUGGGGGUAUUCUCAUGCCCGUUGGAGACAUGCUUAUUGAGAAGACAAUCAAAAAGGAAGUUGUCCUUGAAGAAGGAACAAUUGCUUUCAAAAACUGGGUUAAAACAGGCACCAAUGUGUACAGACAGUUUUGGAUCUUUGAUGUACAAAACCCAGAUGAAGUGGCACUGAACAGUAGCAAAAUCAAAGUUAAGCAGAGAGGUCCUUACACAUACAGAGUUCGUUAUCUAGCCAAGGAGAAUAUAACUCAGGACCCUGAGGACCACACCGUCUCUUUUGUACAGCCCAAUGGAGCAAUCUUUGAGCCUUCACUGUCUGUUGGAACCGAGAAUGACACCUUCACAGUUCUCAAUCUGGCUGUGGCAGCUGCACCACAUAUAUACACAAACUCAUUUGUUCAAUCUGUGCUCAAUUCGCUUAUCAAAAAGUCCAAGUCUUCUAUGUUCCAAAGAAGAACUUUGAAAGAACUGUUGUGGGGUUACAAGGAUCCAUUUUUGAGUUUGGUCCCAUAUCCUAUUUCUACCACAGUUGGUGUGUUUUAUCCUUACAAUAAUACUGUAGAUGGAGUUUAUAAAGUUUUCAAUGGAAAGGAUAACAUAAGCAAUGUUGCCAUAAUUGAAUCCUAUAAAGGAAGAAGGAAUUUGUCCUACUGGCCAAGUUAUUGCGACAUGAUUAAUGGCACAGAUGCAGCCUCUUUCCCACCUUUUGUUGAAAAGUCUCGGAUACUGAGGUUCUUUUCCUCUGACAUUUGCAGGUCCAUCUACGCUGUGUUUGGAUCUGAUGUUGACCUUAAAGGAAUCCCCGUGUACAGAUUUGUUCUUCCAGCCAAGGCUUUUGCAUCACCACUGCAGAAUCCAGACAACCACUGUUUCUGCACUGAAAAAGUCAUCUCAAACAAUUGUACAUCAUAUGGUGUGCUAGACAUUGGCAAAUGCAAAGAAGGAAAGCCUGUGUAUAUCUCCCUUCCACAUUUCCUACAUGCAAGUCCCGAUGUGUCAGAACCUAUUGAAGGCUUAAACCCAAAUGAGGAAGAACAUAGGACAUACUUGGAUGUGGAGCCUAUAACUGGAUUCACUCUACAAUUUGCAAAACGACUGCAGGUCAACAUACUGGUCAAGCCAGCCAAAAAAAUCGAAGCAUUAAAGCAUCUGAAGAGAAAUUAUAUUGUACCUAUACUUUGGCUUAAUGAGACUGGAACUAUUGGUGAUGAGAAAGCAGAAAUGUUCAGAAGUCAAGUGACUGGAAAGAUAAAGCUUCUUGGCCUGGUAGAAAUGGUCUUGCUUGGGCUAGGAGUGGUGAUGUUUGUUGCUUUUAUGAUUUCAUACUGUGCUUGCAGAUCCAAGAAUGGAAAAUAAGUAGUAAAUGAGCCUUCAUUUAUGCACCGGCUACAUGAAGAUCUUUGAUAGAACUAAUCUACAAAUGGAGACUUAAUAUAUGCUUUGUUUUUAUAAAACACACCUCUCUUUAGUUGAAGAAAAUGGUGGUGUUCUCUCUCUCUCUGUGUCUCUCUCUCUCUGUCUCUCUCUCUCUCCAUAUAUAUAUAUAUAAAUAUACAUAUAUAUGAACCAAGCCAAAUCAUAUUUCAGAAGGAUUAAUAUGUCACUAUAGCCUAUAUUUUAAAAAGUCCAGCACUUUAUAAAGUCCAUCGUUUGUAACACUGAGUGGACUUCAGUUUCUGUAGAACCAGUUAUUCUUGUUUUGUUCUGAUUUAUUGAUGUGCUCCCUGAUAGCAAAGUUCAAGAGUAUAGAUUCUAAGCAAUUGUUCUUUUCCUCAUUGGAGGGAAAACACCAUCAUAUAUGGGUGUCACCUUCAUUUACAGCAAUGAUGGGACUGUCGGCACAUAUAUCUCAUAAGGAUGAAACAUUUUGAAAGACAUUCAAGAAUGAAGAAUGAAUAAUUGGCACAUGAGUCAUUGAUUAUAUAUAUAUAUAUAUAUUAGGUCUCUUUCUCUUUGAAGUCCUUGGCACAGCAAGGUCAGAUAUCACAGAUAUUUUUUACGUUCUAUCAUUGAGCUUAUACGUUUUGCCCCUCGCCAUGAAAUGGACAUCGUUAACACACUUUAACUCUUCAUAUUUAAAGCACGUUGUCAUGUUCCAUGCUGCAGAGCUUUCAGAGACUGAGUCGGUUUUCCUCUUUCUGCUCAGCUGCAACUAAUGUAACCUCGGAGAGCUGUUAUAGUAUUAAGAGAUGUAAAUGAUAAUAAAGGAAUUAUUUUGUGGAAUAUUACAAAAGCUAGAAUGUGCUUUAAAAUGUAUUUGUGAUAAUAUCUUCUGCUUCCACAGUUACCUAAAAAGGACUAGUUUCUAAUAUUAAAAGACAUUGUUCCUUGUAAA
This is a messenger RNA of Peromyscus leucopus (white-footed mouse), 2817 nucleotides long. It is a transcript of the gene Cd36, whose product is annotated as CD36 molecule. The transcript is spliced from 15 exons. Lineage: Eukaryota; Metazoa; Chordata; Mammalia; Rodentia; Cricetidae. Gene Ontology annotation, cellular component: cell surface; caveola; cytoplasm. Bases 420 to 1838 code for a protein of 472 amino acids. The record is from RefSeq and is a predicted model, not a curated record. Gene Ontology annotation, biological process: receptor-mediated endocytosis; low-density lipoprotein particle clearance; amyloid-beta clearance by cellular catabolic process. Gene Ontology annotation, molecular function: scavenger receptor activity; low-density lipoprotein particle receptor activity; low-density lipoprotein particle binding.